AUGGUCGCUGAAGCUUCUUCCCCUCUCGUAGACCUACGGGCUCAAGUUAUUGGUGAGUCGUCUGCAGCCAUCACACGAACCCCGGCCACUAACAUCACCUCCCGUUCUGCAGAGAACUGCGAGUUCUUUAGCGGGACUCUUGUCCGGAUUUCGUUGGUUGUCGCCAAGGAACCCUUGGGUACCUUCAAGGCCAUUGUGCUGAAGACCGAGAACGGCACCCGAGAGGCUGUCCUGGCCGAAACGGCGCCAUCGUACGACAAUGCGCUGAAAGCUCUUCUUAUCAAGUCCGCCGAGGCAGUCCAGAACUACAUUAGCACCAAUGGUUUUGCUUUGCCGUCCAGCGUCAAGAAGCAGAGCCCCAAGCCCAGCCGCUAUGACGACAGUCACGGGAGCGAUUCGUCCACCGUGACACUGGAUGACUGCGAGUCUCUCUCCGAUGACGAGACCGUCUCUAUUACCUCAAUCGGCAGAGUCAAGCAGCGGAGGCGCCGCAAGGCGGAGAGGGCAGCAGCCAAAACGAGCUCCGGGAAGCACAAGACGAGACAGGGCCGCACCAGGUCCCGCUCGCCCUCCUUUUCCACGACCAGGGCUCGUUCGCGGUCAACCUGCUCCAGCUCGUCCGGCUACGAGCUCCAUUACGACCCACCGGCCCCCCCAUCCCAACGACCGCCCUUCCUAAACGCCUUCCCCCAGCGCAUGCCUCCCCGACCGCCCCAGAACACAUUCUCAACCCUCCCCAUGGCCCCUCCCCCGCCACCACCGCCCCCCGCCGGCCAUCAGAAACACCCUCCCAACGGAUUCACCCCAACCAUGAGCAUGCCACCACCGCCCCCUCCCCCAGCCCCCUUCUCCUUCACCAACAAGCUCCCCCCCAACCCACCCCAGCCCACAGCGGUCCUCACCAUCCCCCCAACCUCCCCCACAACCAAUAACAACAACAACUCCCCCACACACCACAACCUGACUACCACCACCCCCCAAACCACGCGCGACCUAAUCCUCCACAUCCGCUGGCGCCACCACGGCGAGCGGCGCACCCUCGAACAGAUCCCCACCGGCAGCCCCAUCACCGCGCGCCGGCUGCAGCAGGCCGCGCUAGCGUUUGUGCGCCGCCAGCCCGCCGCCUUUGCCCACCACGUGCCGGCGCCGGUGCCGUCGGGAGGAGGUAUUCCCCCUCCUCGGCCGCACUUGCCCAUGGGGGGAUUGCGGGCCGCGGUGAGGGCGGUGGUGGUGGAUGGGGUGGUUUGUGAUGUGGGGCAGUGGGUGGGGGACGAUUUGGGGCGGGUUGUGGAGGGGUUGAGGAUGAAUGGGGGGGGUGGUUUGGGGGGGGGGCUUGCGGCUGCGGCGGGGAUGGUGAGGUUUGAGGUGGAGGUCUGGAAUGAGGGCUUUGGGGUUGGGGUUGGUGGUGGUGGUGGUGGUGCUGCUGCUGCUGCUGCUGCUGGUUCUGUGUCGGGUUGGUUGGCGAGUAAUGGCAGGGCUGUGACGGGGUUGGGUUCGCCUGGUGGUGGUGGUGGUGGUUCGCAUGGCGUGGGUGGGUCUGGGCCGGGACCAAGGAUGGUGUUUCCGUCGCCGGGUGGGAUGGCGUCGAAUUAG
Chaetomium fimeti is the source of this 1593-nucleotide messenger RNA. RefSeq lists its product as uncharacterized. The record is from RefSeq and is a predicted model, not a curated record. The transcript has a single exon. The coding region runs from base 1 to 1593 and encodes 530 amino acids. NCBI's taxonomy places the organism in Eukaryota, Fungi, Ascomycota, Sordariomycetes, Sordariales, Chaetomiaceae.